AUGACUGCAAGACGUAUUGCUGAUGCACGACCAUGGAAAGAGGAAAUUUUCGGUUGUUGUUCGGAUGUAAAUAUAUGUUGUUAUGGUUGUUUUUGUACAGCUUGUUUAUUUGGUGAAAAUGUUCAUACAGUUAAUCCAGAUGCUGGAUUUUGCAGUGCUUGUUGUUGUUAUUGUUUGACAGAAGCAGGUUGUUGUUGUCUUGUACAUAAACCAGCACGAAUACGUUUUCGUGAAGCAUAUGGAUUAGAAGAAGGUCAUGGAUUGUCUGGUGAUUUAUGUGCAUCAUGGUGUUGUUCACUUUGUGGUGUUUGUCAAGAAGCACGUGAAAUCAAAAUUCGAGGUAAUCCAGAAACAGCAGUAAUUGGCGGUCUUCCAGGUGCUCCUAUUUCAACAACUGGAAAUCAAUCAAGAACAACAUUGCCAGCUACAGGUGCUCUAGUCACUCAACCACGAUAG
Molecule: messenger RNA, 456 nt
Organism: Rotaria sp. Silwood1
Lineage: Eukaryota; Metazoa; Rotifera; Eurotatoria; Philodinida; Philodinidae
Source: the annotation of a GenBank genome assembly